ACACCUGUCAGGUGGAUUGAUUAUCUUGGCAAAGGAGAAAUGCUCUCUAACAGGGAUGUAAGCAAAUUUGUGCAUAACGUUUUAGAGAAAUACGCGUUUUGUGCAUAUGGGACAUUUCUGAGAUCUUUUGGUUCAGCUCAUGAAACAAACACUUUAUGUUGCGUUUUUAUUUUUGGAGUCUAUGUGUCCUGUUUAACUUCGAUUCCCAGAAACCAUUGCUAGCAUUUCACUGCUCAUGGCAUCAAGCUUUGUGGGACCAGCUUAAGCGACUUCAGUUGCGACACGGUGAAGCAGCUGCUGUAGGAGGGGAGAUCUUUCUCUACUCUCUCGGACAGUCGUUCAUUUGUUUGUGAUUUCUAGUUUGCUUUGACUAUAAACAUUUCCGUUGCUCAAAUCUGGCUUUGAGUCAAUGAGGAAGCGUUCCGUUGCCCUCCAGGGGAAGAUCAACAACAGAUUCGCGAGAAAUGCUAGCAAGCUAGCGUUGGGUUGGUUGUAAGCGAGAUUUAUGGGUUUGUUCGAUCACAGUGGAAGAGAAGCGAACGUAAUAACAGCGGAGAAUUGUUGAGACUUUGUGGGGAAACGAGUGAACAAUCAAACGGUUUCUGGGAGGGUGAUUUAAGUAGCUAGCUAGCUACAUUUUAUAUAAAAAGCUCUAGAUAGGUAUUUUAAACAGAUCGUCGCGGAAUAUGGCUCAGCAUGGACAUCAUCAUGUAGCCAGUUCCCAAAAAGCACUCAUGCUAGAAAUGAAAAGUCUUCAAGAGGAGCCAGUUGAAGGGUUCAGGAUAACUUUAGUGGACGAAUCGGACUUGUACAACUGGGAAGUUGCUAUAUUUGGACCCCCAAAUACUCACUACGAGGGAGGUUAUUUUAAGGCUCGGAUCAAGUUCCCCAUUGACUAUCCCUACUCUCCUCCGGCCUUCCGCUUCCUCACCAAGAUGUGGCACCCCAACAUCUAUGAGAAUGGGGACGUGUGCAUCUCCAUCCUGCACCCCCCUGUGGACGACCCCCAGAGUGGAGAACUGGCUUCUGAGAGAUGGAACCCCACGCAGAACGUCAGGACGAUCCUGCUGAGUGUGAUCUCUCUGCUCAACGAGCCCAACACCUUCUCCCCAGCCAACGUGGACGCCUCCGUCAUGUACCGCAAGUGGAGAGACAGUAAGGGCAAGGAUAGAGAGUACGCAGAGAUCAUCAGGAAGCAGGUCCACGCCACCAAAGCAGACGCUGAGCGCGACGGUGUGAAGGUGCCCACAACCCUGGCAGAGUAUUGCGUCCGCACCCGCGCCCCGCCCCCCGAUGAGGGCUCCAACCUCUUCUACGACGAUUACUAUGACGACGAGGACCUGGAGGACGAAGAUGAGGAUGAUGACGAGGACUGCUGCUACGACGAAGAUGACUCGGGAACCGAGGAGUCCUGACGACCCACCAUCGCCUCACUACCCCUUCCUCUCCCCUGUCACCACCCCCUUAAACUGAACUCAUACUCCAACCCCCCCCACCCCCCCACAGCAGUGCAGCCACACCUGCACGCUAAACCCAGAUGCAUUUUGAAAGAAAGCUAUAGAUUUAGUUUGUCCAUUUUGUUUCUGGUGUUUUUAUUUUCCUGUCUGUGGAGUGUUAGAGCUAAUGCUAGCUCUACAAAUGAUUCCCAUGGUUUGCUCUCAAUGACCGCUUGCUUUUUAAAGUUUUGGGUAAGGGCUCGGUCUCCUGUAGAGUGUGUAUCCAGACACCGAGGCAGUGUCGAGAGAGAGGCCUGAGAUAGUAGUGUUCAUCUGAACUUGGUGACCUCUCACCUGGUUGACAGCCUUGUGAUGCCGGCCAGCCUGCCUAUCACAUGAAGCUUUCUGAGGUUAAGGGGACCCCUGACAUUUCACUAUUGGGUCUGGGGUUGCUCACAACUGUCUGCCACUGUCUACCUAGCUCCAGGGUCUAGUUUUACUGUAUGAAUUGGUGGUUUGUAAUGAUAAGGGCGUACUGCAGACAGUUGAUGUUCUGAUGCUGGUGUACUCUUUUUGGAGACCUCAUACAUUUUAGUCAUUUAGCAGACACUUAUCCACUGUUUUAUUUAACUAGGCAAGUCCGUUUGGAACACAUUCUUAUUUACAAUGACGGCCUAGGAACAGUGGGUUAACUGCCUUGUUCAGGGCCACUGAUCACUUAAAGAUGGGAGUUGAGGAAUAAUUGUCUCAAUGUGUGUAUAUGCAUGUUUGGGUGGUGGGUCAUUAUUUUAUUCAAAUGUAGUGCAGGAAUGCUUUGCUACGAGAAAAUGUUUGCAUUAACUCAACAUCAGUCCCUAUGGCAAGUCUGUAACAGUGAUGUCUUGCACAUAAGUGAUUUUGAAUUAGCUGAUUUGCUUAAACUCCUCAGUCACUUUACCAAACAUAUGUCUGUAGAAGUGCUCGCAACGGAAGUGGCUCCAUCACACAGGAUUUGACACAUUAAAUACAAACUAUUUAACAGUAUUUAACACAACCCCACGUUUGUGUUGCUUCAGUAUUGUGUAAAUGCUCAUUCAUCGUUACGCCUUGACUAUUUCAUGGGACGUUUGAGAGAAGGGCAUUUCCCAUCGUAAGAAUGCUAGGGAUGUUGAGUUUUAGGUCAUACAGCCAUCCCACUAGCAUGCCAGUGUCCGGCUCGGUAUAAGGCUGUAGGAAGACACUUGAUUCCCAUAUACUCCGUUAUAACUAAGUUGAGUGGGCUUCUUUUGAUGUCUUCUACUUCAAAAUGAGUAAGGUGAGAGCAACUGUUUUUUUCCCCUUACAUGUACUUAGUGAUCUGAUUCUUGAGCUUUUGUUUUAAACACCAUAUCAUGGGGGUUAUUCAUUAGACUUAGUAGUACUUUUACCACCAUUUUAUAGUUUUUCAAUUCAGAAACAUUUAGGUAUUCUACUGUAUUUUUCCAAUAGAGGACAAUAGGUGAUUUACCGGGGAAGAAAUGUACUCUUUGUGUUAACAUCUUGAGUAUAAAGCAUGUAUACAUCUAUCUAAUCAGGAAUUCUUAACUGUUUUUACAUUCUACAUAUGGCUGUUGCGUUUCGUGAACAAACCCCCAUUUUGUUCUAAGGAAGUGGGAUUUCAUUUUGUGAAGUUGCCAUUUUCAUCAUCUACUGUGUGUUUCCUCCCAAUGUGCUACCUUCCUUCCCAUUCAUACAGACUUUCUUUUUGAUCGUCGCAUCACAGAGGGACCCCCGACGUUAGUAAGGAAAACAAAACCACAAACUUUUUCACAUCGAAGUGAAUCUCACCACAGCCUCUCACUGUGUGUGGACAACUGUCCCCCCCCCCCCCCCCCCAACCUAUCACCUCUGCUUCAAAGACUGGAUACAAUCUGGAUAUUUUGACCAUCACUUGUUUUAUUUUUUCUUGUUUGUUUUUAAUUUUAUUUUUUGGUUUGUAAAUCUAUUUAAAACCAAAAUAAAGAUCUUUCUUAGAG
Oncorhynchus kisutch (coho salmon) is the source of this 3430-nucleotide messenger RNA. RefSeq names its product ubiquitin-conjugating enzyme E2 R2-like. Lineage: Eukaryota; Metazoa; Chordata; Actinopteri; Salmoniformes; Salmonidae. The coding region runs from base 687 to 1415 and encodes 242 amino acids. The record is from RefSeq and is a predicted model, not a curated record. The transcript has 5 exons.